GUGGGCGGGCCCAGGUGAUGGCGGAAGCGGAGGCCAAGAUGAAGCAGUUCAAUGGCGGCGGCGGGGCUGGGCUGGACGCGGAGCGCGGCCGCUUCCCGUACUGCGUGGUGUGGACGCCCAUCCCCGUGCUGACGGAGCAGUGGCAUCUUCCUCUUGGUUUUGUUCUGCGGCGGAAAUCUCAGCGUUGCUGUUUGGCAAAAUCUCACUUUAGAUUGCAUAAUUGCUCCAAUUUUCUCCCUCUGACAUUUCCUGUCAUCCUCGGAUUUGGAAGCUCGAAAGCUAGGCAGUGUCGAGGGGAGAAUGAGAAACAAAAGGAAGGAACGUCUGCACCUUUGAAGGUGGCAGUGCUGUGACAACACUGUGCUCCUUGUGGCUGACAGAACGCUGCUCUGCGCAGACAGGGAGCUGCCUGGCUGCUUUGCACUGCGCCGGGUAGGGAAAGGCGGAGGAGAGGGAUCUCUCUAAUUGAGCUGUGGCUUGAGAAUCUGUUCCUGUUUAGCCUUGGUGUAAUGGCAUCUGAGAUGUUAGUCACUGAGCACAGCCUGGCGCGGGGAAAGGAGGGAGGAAUGGGAGAGGUGAGCAGAGCUGGGAAGGCUGCAGGUUGUGGGAGAGCACUGUAACGACACCGUGACCGUGGCUGGGUUGGGAGACGGACCUGCUGCUCUCUUGAAAAGCUGCAGCGUGGAUGGGCAGCUGGGCAGGAUGGCCUUUUUAUCCCUCAUCCGUCGAAGCAGAAAGUCCAGUUUUAACCCAGGGCUGUUUCUCCUGGAUCCGAACCUUUUGCAUGGGAACACAAAUGGGUGGCUGUUCCCCAUCAUCGGCCAUAUGGGUAUCUGCACGUCGACGGGCGUCAUUCGGGACUUUGCGGGGCCGUAUUUCGUCUCAGAAGACAACAUGGCAUUUGGGAAGCCGGUGAAGUACUGGAAGCUGGAUCCUGGCAAAGUGUACUCCAGCAGCCCCAACGCGUGGGACACGGCCGUGCACGAUGCCUCGGAGGAGUACAAGCACCGCAUGCACAACCUUUGCUGUGAUAACUGCCAUUCUCACGUGGCUCUGGCCUUAAACUUGAUGAGAUACGACAACAGCACCUCCUGGAACAUGGUCAAACUCUGCUUCUUCUCCCUCCUCUAUGGGAAGUACGUAAGCAUAGGGGGGUUUGUGAAGACCUGGCUCCCCUUUGUCCUCCUCCUGGGGGUGAUCCUGACGGUCGUUCUGACGCUUCACCUGCGGUGAUACCAGCCGGGAGCUCCACGCGGAGGAAGGAACUGUGACUGCUUGACUCGGCGCGAUGGAGGCAUGGCACUGGGAGGCGUUUUCUGGGAAGGCUGCAACUCCACUCCAUUGUAACAGCUCACCCUUGUUUCCUGGAACUGCCUUCUUUCCCUUCUGUUUCUCUUCUGUCGCUGGUGUGUCCCAGCGCCGGGCUCCCGGAGCCUCCUGAUUUCUCCCUGAAUGCGCUCCCUCUGCAAUCUGGCAGGUAGAAAUGCAGUCGGGAGGCAGAGCCGCAAGGCCAACCCUGCCUGCUGGUUCGGGAGCCCCGGCAGAUUCACCUCGUGGGGUUCUCUCCCAUCUCCUCUUCCUUCCUCCUGGCAGACGCUUCCUUAGGUUUCCAGCCUCCGAGGAGGGGCUGUGUCCCCGCUGCACGACUCUCCCGUCGCGCACGUCUCCAAGUGGAGGCUUGGGGCUCCUCCUCGGGGUGUGCAGAGCCGCAGCACGUGCUGACCGUCUCCCCAGCAGUGACAGAAAGGUGUUGGUGGCUCAGCCCUGCCCUGAGGAGACACACAGAGGAACGCUCUGUGGCAGGGCAGAUCCGUCUGGUCCUGCUGGCGAGCCCGGAAAAGCAGGAAAGUAGAUGGACCGGCUUGGGCACGGCUUGUGGCAGAGCUGGGAGUCUGCUGCCAAAUCCCUUUUAGCUUGUGCCAGAGAAAAUGCAGCUUCCCUGCUUCUCGCGGUGCUCUCAGUGCCUGAAGUUGUCGUUAACGCUUCUCACAAGCUUCUCAACUUCCCUUUGAGCCCCCGGACUUUGCAUGUGAUGGAGCACAUGCCUGCAGAGGUGGCGGUGGGUGCGUGCUGCUGGGACGGCAGGCUUCGUGCGGGGUUGUGAUAGCAUCUGUGCCUCCAGGGCAGCACCUGAGCCCCGAGCUUUGUGGGGCCGAUGGAGAUUUGAGGGGAGGCAGAGGGCCUGGCGGGCAGGCGUGCUCUUUUUGGGCUUUGCAGCAGCAAGCAGGGCGCUGGUUUUCCUCUGGCUGGUCCAGCAUGGAGAACAGGAGGGUCUGGUGUAUUCUGAAGAGCACGCCUGGGGUAAAAGCGCUUUGCGGGACUGGCUUGGGGUAAGAAGUGCUGUUCUCCCAGCGCUGGGGUCUGAUGGCCCUGCUGUGCCCUGGGCCGGGCAGGAUGGGCGUAGGGGGAUAGGGGUGCUGAGCAGGGGGUGGGUUUGGAUGUGGGGUCUCUGCAGGUGCUGCUUUCUGCGGGGCUGGUGGCCGCGUGGCUUCCUGCAGCAGUGUGGUGUGCCAUUAGCAGAUCCCCUCCGUGGCAGAGGAAGGGUCAGCCUUUCCAGGCGUGCCCUGGGAGGUCAGCUCUUUACUCCCACUGCCUGCUGCAUUUCGGCCUCCAGGAGUGCUCGUGGCCGGCAAGGGAGCUCCUCUUGACCCCGCACCAUCGCCGUGGCUUCCCCCAUUGCAGGCACCCUGCUGGCUCCCAGCCUGUGCCUCCCCCUGCUUCCACCUCUGGACUCCCCAGCUGUGCAGGGCCUCCCCUUGGCUGUCUCUAUGUCUGUGUGUCCUCCUCUCCCUUGGUCGUGUCCCCUCACACCCCUCCCUUCCCCCAGCUGUCUGCGUCACCUGGUGCUGGGCUGGGGGUGCACCAACCUCAGUGCCCCCCUCCCCACAGCCCCGCACCCGGCGCUGUCGGUGUCUCUGUGCUCUGUCAUUUCCUGCCCCGGCGGAGAGCAGGCUGCAGAGCCCAGACCUCCAUCAGAGAGAGAUGCUCACAGGGACAAGGCGGAACCUCGCCAAGCCGCCCUGCCUCGCCGCAGGCUGCUGAGCCCCGGGUGGAGGGGAGAGACGAGUCCCGUGCCCCAGUUCUCAAUGGGAGCCUGAUUUCUCAGAGCGACCCUCCAGGGACGUGCCAGGAGCCGCGGGGCUGAGGCCAAGCCGCCCUACUCAGUAGCAAUAACCUCGGGCCUCGGGGCGCUGCCUCCCCGCGUGUUCGCGACGCGCUGCACGAGCAUUGCCAAAGCCAAGGCUGGGAGCGGGACCCCCCCCCUCCUGGGAUUUCCGACGAUGUCCAGUGCCAUUCCCGACGCUUUUGUACCGGAUCUGAGUUUUGAACAGACGCUCUUCCCCUGCAGCAGCAGCGGAGCCCGGCACUGGGUCGGGCCGAGAUGAAGCAGAGGUCCCACAGAGCACAGCGAGCACAGAGCACAGCAAGCUGCCCUUGCCCAGAGAAAGGAAGGGAUGGGCCAGCGCCUGCAGAGCUCGGAUGCGGGCAUGGCGCUGGGCUCACGUCCUGCUUUAGCUCACCGAGGUGUGACGUGGAGCUGCGGGAGCGCGGGCAGACCCACGGCCGUGUCCCCAGGCCGGGAGGUGGCGGAGGGGUGGGUGGACAAGGACGUGCUUCCCCCGCAGCGUCCUCCAUCUCCCUGCCAGCUCCUGUGCCGUGCCCCCAUCCCGCAGCCACAGAGGCUCGCUGUGUCCCGUCCUGUUCCUUCCCGCUGUGCUUUUGCUCUCCCGUCCUUGCCCCGCCGUGCUCACGCUGCAGAGCUCCGUGGCUUUGCCGCUGCCCUUCGGCGGGGGCCAUCCCUCCACGUCCCCUUCCUUUGUUCUCGUGAUCUCUGUGGGGCGCCGGAUUACUUUGUAAAUAUUUAAACUCUGCUUCUGUGGUUUCAUAAUCCUGGUGGUAGGGGGGAAAUAAACUUCUGCGGAUGUCUCCAA
Numida meleagris (helmeted guineafowl) is the source of this 3932-nucleotide messenger RNA. RefSeq names its product transmembrane protein 222 (gene TMEM222). The transcript has 9 exons. NCBI's taxonomy places the organism in Eukaryota, Metazoa, Chordata, Aves, Galliformes, Numididae. The record is from RefSeq and is a predicted model, not a curated record. Bases 703 to 1233 code for a protein of 176 amino acids.